This is a messenger RNA of Artibeus jamaicensis (Jamaican fruit-eating bat), 5345 nucleotides long. RefSeq names its product adenylate cyclase 3 (gene ADCY3). Gene Ontology annotation, molecular function: adenylate cyclase activity. The record is from RefSeq and is a predicted model, not a curated record. Gene Ontology annotation, cellular component: plasma membrane. Lineage: Eukaryota; Metazoa; Chordata; Mammalia; Chiroptera; Phyllostomidae. Gene Ontology annotation, biological process: intracellular signal transduction; adenylate cyclase-activating G protein-coupled receptor signaling pathway; cAMP biosynthetic process. The coding region runs from base 1094 to 4531 and encodes 1145 amino acids. The transcript is spliced from 22 exons.
CCUCAGCCCGGGCCUCCGCGCGCCCGGAAGGAAGCUGCUGCGGAGGAGGGGGCUGCGGGGGUGCCCCGAGCGCGCCUCACCUGCAGGAGGGCGCGGCCCGGGCUUUGAUUCUCCGAGAGCGGGCCUGCAGGGGAGGGCGCGCAUUCUGCCGUCCUUCCUGCCCGCCGCCCGGUGCUGGAGCGCAGGGCCACCGGGCCCCCUCCAACUCUCGCCCCGCGCUCCUUCUCACCCUCUCCUUCCCCGCGCGGUCCCCGGCCUGGAGCCCGGCGCUUCGCCCACACCCCCAAGUCCCGGACGCACUCGCGGAGAGGGCGGUGACUGAGGGGAGGGAGGGGCGCCGCCCGCCUCCAGGGGCCUGGAGCGCGCGUGGCCCCAGAGCCGCCCGCGCCGCGCGGGGACUCACAGAGCAGCGCGCCGCGCCCGGACUCGGCUGGCUCCGCUCGGCGCGCGGGCGGCGGAGGAUGCUGGCGGGCUUCCUCGGCCUCAGCCCGCGCUCCCGCCCGGGAGGGCCCCGCGUGCGCCCCUAGCAGCGCCGCCGCCGCGACCGCAGCGGGGACAAGAGGAAGGGGUCCGUUCGGGCCGUGCACGCCGGCUCCGGCCCGCGAGCCUCAACCCUAGAGGCGGGCGACCCGAAUUCUCCAGUUCCCGUAGCCGCCGCCUCUUCCUCCCUCCUGCGGCCAGGAGCCUGUGGAUGCCAAGAGGCAGCCCCGAGCCUCUCCCGGCGGGAUUCAGGGCCUGACCGCGGGGCAGUCGCGCUGUGGCCGGGGGCCGUGGGGCUGGCGGGGCGGCGCGGCUGCGCGGGGAGCAGCCCCCGGGCGCGCUGAGCCUUCUGCCCCGCCCGCUGCACGCGUGACCCGGCCCCGCAGCCUCGCGGGGACCGGCCCGGGCCACGCGGCUCCCGAGUUCCCGCACAGUUCCAGAUGAUCGGCGCUUCCUGUGCCCUGGAGACCCGUCCUGCGUCCCCGCCCGCGGUGGCCGGCACUGAGCCUUCCCCAGGUCUCGGAGAGCCCUGCUAGGUGGCGGCCCAUCCCGGAGCCCUUCUUCUGUCCCCGGUGCCCUUCUCCAGGGCCAGGAGCAGCAGACGCCAGCAAGGAUGCCGAGGAAUCAGGGCUUCUCCGACCCGGAGUACUCGGCCGAGUACUCCGCGGAGUACUCGGUCAGCCUGCCCUCCGACCCGGGCCGCGGGAUGGGCCGGAGCCACGAAAUCUCCGUGCGGAACUCGGGGCCCUGCCUCUGCCUGCCUCGCUUCAUGCGGCUGACCUUCGUGCCCGAGUCCUUGGAGAACCUGUACCAGACCUACUUCAAGAGGCAGCGCCACGAGACCCUGCUGGUGCUGGUGGUCUUCGCAGCCCUCUUCGACUGCUACGUGGUGGUCGUGUGCGCCGCGGUCUUCUCCGCGGACAAGCUGGCUCCCCUCGUGGUGGCCGGGGUAGGGCUGGCGUUGGACAUCGUCCUCUUCGUGCUCUGCAAAAAGGGGCUGCUGCCCGACCGGGUCACCCGGAAGGUGGUGCCCUACCUGCUGUGGCUGCUGAUCACAGCGCAGGUCUUCUCCUAUCUGGGCCUGAACUUCACCGGCGCCCACGCGGCCAGCGACACGGCGGGCUGGCAGGCCUUCUUCGUCUUCUCCUUCUUCAUCACGCUGCCCCUCAGCCUCAGCCCCAUCGUGGCCAUCUCUGUGGCCUCCUGUGUUAUGCACACCCUGGUUCUGGGCGUCACUGUGGCCCAGCAGCAGCAGGACGAGCUGAAGGGGAUGCAACUGCUGAGGGAGAUCCUGGCCAACGUCUUCCUUUACCUGUGCGCCAUCAUCGUGGGCAUCAUGUCCUACUACAUGGCAGACCGCAAGCACCGCAAGGCCUUCCUGGAGGCCCACCAGUCGCUGGAGGUGAAGAUGAACCUGGAGGAGCAGAGCCAGCAGCAGGAGAACCUUAUGCUGUCCAUCCUGCCCAAGCACGUGGCCGACGAGAUGCUGAAAGACAUGAAGAAGGACGAGAGCCAGAAGGACCAGCAGCAGUUCAACACCAUGUACAUGUACCGCCACGAGAACGUCAGCAUCCUCUUCGCAGACAUCGUGGGCUUCACCCAGCUGUCCUCGACCUGCAGCGCCCAGGAGCUCGUGAAGCUGCUCAACGAGCUCUUCGCCCGCUUCGACAAGCUGGCGGCUAAAUACCACCAGCUGCGGAUUAAGAUCCUGGGCGACUGUUACUACUGCAUCUGCGGCCUGCCCGACUACCGGGAGGACCACGCCGUCUGCUCCAUCCUCAUGGGGCUCGCCAUGGUGGAAGCCAUCUCGUAUGUGCGGGAGAAGACGAAGACCGGGGUGGACAUGCGUGUGGGGGUGCACACAGGCACUGUGCUGGGGGGCGUCCUGGGCCAGAAGCGUUGGCAGUAUGACGUAUGGUCUACCGACGUCACCGUGGCCAACAAGAUGGAGGCUGGUGGUGUCCCCGGGCGCGUGCACAUCUCCCAGAGCACCAUGGACUGCCUGCGGGGGGAGUUUGACGUGGAGCCCGGUGACGGAGGCAGCCGCUGCGACUACCUGGAGGAGAAGGGCAUCGAGACCUACCUCAUCAUUGCGUCCAAGCCAGAGGUGAAGAAAACCACCACCCAAAAUGGCCUCAACGGCUCGGCCCUGCCAAAUGGAGCGCCACCCUCCUCAAAGCCCAGCUCCCCUGCCCUCAUCGAGACCAAGGAGCCCAAUGGGAGUGCCCAUGCCAGCGGCUCCACGUCAGAGGAGGCUGAGGAGCAAGAUGCCCAGGCCAACAACCCCUCGUUCCCCAACCCUCGCCGGAGGCUGCGCCUUCAGGACUUGGCCGAUCGAGUGGUGGACGCCUCCGAGGACGAGCACGAGCUCAACCAGCUACUGAACGAGGCCCUGCUGGAGCGGGAGUCUGCCCAGGUAGUGAAGAAGAGAAACACCUUCCUCCUCUCCAUGCGGUUCAUGGACCCCGAGAUGGAGACCCGCUACUCGGUGGAGAAGGAAAAGCAGAGUGGGGCUGCCUUCAGCUGCUCCUGUGUGGUCCUGCUCUGCACGGCCCUGGUGGAGAUACUCAUUGAUCCCUGGCUAAUGACAAACUAUGUGACCUUUGUCGUGGGGGAGGUUCUGCUUCUGGUCUUGACGAUCUGCUCCCUGGCUGCCAUCUUUCCCCAGUCCUUCCCUAAGAAGCUCGUGGCCUUCUCGACUUGGAUCGACCGGACGCGCUGGGCCAGGAACACCUGGGCCAUGCUGGCCAUCUUCAUUCUGGUUAUGGCCAAUGCCGUGGACAUGCUGAGCUGCCUCCAGUCCUACACGGGACCCAACAACGGCACUGCAGGGAUGGAGACGGAGGAUGGCUGCACGGAGAACCCCAAGUAUUACAACUAUGUUGCCGUGCUGUCCCUCAUCGCCACCAUCAUGCUAGUGCAGGUCAGCCACAUGGUCAAGCUCACACUCAUGCUGCUCAUCACGGGCGCCGUGGCCGUCAUCAACAUCUAUGCCUGGCGCCCCAUCUUUGACGAAUACGACCGCAGGCGUUUCCAGGAACACGACUUUCCCGUGGCCGCUUCAGAGAAGAUGCAGAUCCUCUCCUCCCCGGGGUUCAACGACACCGACAGGCUGUCCCUGGUGCCUUCUAAGUACUCGAUGACGGCCAUGAUCUUCGUCAUGAUGCUGAGCUUCUACUAUUUCUCCCGCCACGUGGAAAAGCUGGCGCGGACCCUGUUCUUGUGGAAGAUUGAGGUCCAUGACCAGAAGGAACGUGUCUAUGAGAUGCGGCGCUGGAACGAGGCCUUGGUUACCAACAUGUUGCCUGAACACGUGGCGCGCCAUUUCCUGGGGUCCAAGAAGCGAGAUGAGGAGCUGUACAGCCAGUCUUACGAUGAGAUUGGAGUCAUGUUCGCCUCCCUGCCCAACUUUGCUGACUUCUACACAGAGGAGAGCAUCAAUAAUGGCGGCAUUGAGUGUCUGCGCUUCCUCAAUGAGAUCAUCUCGGAUUUUGACUCUCUUCUAGACAAUCCCAAAUUCCGGAUCAUCACCAAGAUUAAAACCAUCGGCAGUACCUAUAUGGCAGCUUCAGGAGUCACCCCAGAUGUCAACACCAACGGCUUCACCAGCUCCAACAAGGAGGAGAAGUCAGACAAGGAGCGCUGGCAGCACCUGGCUGACCUGGCUGACUUUGCACUGGCCAUGAAGGACACACUCACCAACAUCAACAACCAGUCCUUCAACAACUUCAUGCUGCGCAUAGGCAUGAACAAAGGAGGGGUCCUGGCUGGAGUCAUUGGAGCCCGGAAACCACACUAUGACAUCUGGGGCAACACAGUCAACGUAGCCAGCAGGAUGGAGUCCACAGGGGUCAUGGGCAACAUUCAGGUGGUGGAAGAAACACAAGCCAUCCUUCGAGAGUACGGCUUCCGCUUUGUGAGGCGAGGGCCCAUCUUUGUGAAGGGGAAGGGGGAGCUGCUCACCUUCUUCUUGAAGGGGCGCGACAAGGCAGCCGCGCUCCCGAACGGCUCCUCUGUGACUCUCCCCCACCAGGUGGUGGACAACCCCUGAACAGCACCUUGCCCCACAGUGGUCCAAAUGGGAAGGGAAUGUAUGUUUUGGAAUCAAGGGCCUUGGAGAAGGACAAACUACCAAGUCCCAACAUUCCCAAACUGUUGACAUGCACACUCAUGUAGACAUUAGAUUUAAAAUGUCCUCCAGCCUUUUGCUCAGGACCCGCGGGCUCUGAGGGCAGCCACACCACCCUCGGCGAGUCUUCGGCCUCCCGAGAGCACGAGGGUCUCAGGCGCAGUGCCGGUGCGAGGAUUCCAGGGCCCUGGUUCUGACCAGCCCUCCUUUCCCACCGAGGCCAUGGCCACUGUGAGCAGCAGAGUACCAGAGUGGGCCAACUUGCCUUUGCCGCUGGGGGCGUGGACGGGGAGGCUCAGCUUAAGAUGAGGGCUUGGCAGGUGGGACUGCUGCGCUGGCGAACGUCAGCUGCCAGUUGUAACUUGAAAGCAGUGCUUUUUAUUCUGAAGUGAGCGCAGGCUGGAGACCAGCUUGUCUCCAGAUGGUCCAGGUGAGGUGACAGGGUCCGUGUUCCGACAAUCUUGAAGGGGCCUGGAACCCCUGUCACCUUAGUCACAAGAGCAGAAAGUGCAAUACUUCCUUUUACCUGGCGGGAGGGAGGGAAAGGGAAUUUAUUUGAGAGAAAAACAUAUCAACAGAUCUUCUACAUUUAUAUUUGUAACUUUCUGUUAAAACACUUUCCAAUACUGCCUUGCCUUUGAGCUCUUGCUGCAUUUGCCUUUGCUACCGCUUAAAAGAGAAUUUACAGGUAUUGAUAAAGACCAAGACUUUUAUUAAAAGCUUUCUUCAACUUGAA